GUUCUGGGGAAUUGAAGGGGCCCUUUAUGUGUAGUAAUGAUCCGUCGCGAGCAAGCAAGAGCCCGCCAAGUAACCGACAAGUAGCCGACAAGUAGCCGGCAUCUCCACCCCCGCGUGACUCUCCGAGGUAUGACCUCUCGAGCCCUGAUAAAGUAUUUACUUCUUACAAUCAGCUCAAGGAGACCUUUUGACAACUCAAUACGUUUCCCGGCAAACACCUCCACAAUAUGAGUCUUCUCAGAUCCUUUUCCCGGACGGUACGGCAUCAUGUCCCGAGCACUCGACACACCUCCACUCAGGCCUCAUCAACCAAGACAAAAGGCCCCCUCUCCGGCAUCACAGUAGUCAGCCUGGAACAAGCCAUCGCGGCACCCUUCUGCACCAGACAACUCGCCGAUCUAGGCGCCCGUGUGAUCAAAGUCGAAAGACCCGGCGUUGGCGACUUUGCACGCAACUACGACACCCGCGUCAACGGCCUCUCUUCGCAUUUCGUCUGGACCAACCGGUCCAAAGAGAGCCUUGCGCUUGAUCUGAAGAAUCCUCGUGAUCACAAGGUCCUUAUGCGUCUGCUAAGUCGCGCCGAUGUUCUAGUUCAGAACCUUGCUCCUGGCGCUAGUGCACGACUUGGGCUAUCGCAUGAUGCUCUAAAGACGGACAAUCCGUCUCUGAUUGUCUGCAAUAUCUCGGGCUACGGGCCCGACGGACCCUAUCGGGACAAGAAAGCCUACGAUCUUCUCAUCCAGAGCGAGGCGGGCAUGCUCUCCGUCACAGGGACCGGUACGGAACCCGCAAAGGUCGGUAUCUCGAUCGCAGACAUCGCAGCUGGUAGCUACGCCUACUCCAACAUCCUCGCCGCGUUGAUCCAACGCGAUAGAGACCCGAACCGAGCCGGAACCAACAUCGACGUCUCCAUGCUCGAAAGCAUGGUCGAGUGGAUGGGUUUCCCGAUGUACUACACCUACAACAAUGCGGCAGGCCCGACGCCCGCCGGAGCCUCGCACGCUGCGAUUUAUCCCUACGGACCGUUUGAGGCAGAGGGCGGGACGAAGACCGUUAUGCUUGGGAUCCAAAAUGAGCGCGAAUGGGCCAAGUUCUGCGAUCAAGUUCUUGGACAGCCAGCGCUGGCGACGGAUGAGCGGUUCGCCAGUAAUUCGCUACGGGUUAAGAACCGUGAUGUCCUGAGGGCGAUUAUCUGUGAUGUUUUCAAGACAAGGUCAGCGGAUCAGGUGCUGAGGUUGCUGGAUGAGGCGGCGAUCGCGAAUGCUAGUGUUAAUGAUAUGCAGGGUGUUUGGGAUCAUCCGCAACUUAAGGCGAGGGGUCGCUGGACCGAGGUUUCGACUCCUGCUGGCGUUGUGCCUGCGUUGCUGCCGCCGGGGAUGCAGAAGAAAGGGGGUGGUUUUGGGGCGAGGAUGGAUGCUGUGCCGGAUGUUGGGGAGCAUAAUGAGGCGAUAUUGGCGGAGCUUGGGGUUGAGGAUUCUGAAUAGAUCUAUUUUUACAGUUUGGGCUGAAAUAAUUAUGG
Molecule: messenger RNA, 1519 nt
Organism: Aspergillus melleus
Lineage: Eukaryota; Fungi; Ascomycota; Eurotiomycetes; Eurotiales; Aspergillaceae
Product: CaiB/BaiF CoA transferase family protein
Exons: 1
Coding region: 228-1484 (418 amino acids)
Molecular function (GO): catalytic activity
Source: RefSeq, a predicted model, not a curated record